AUGGAAAAUAUAAAAUUAGGAUUUAUGGGUCUUGGCCAAAUGGGAUCUGCAUUAGCCCAUGGAAUAGCAAAUGCAAAUAUUAUAAAGAAGGAAAAUUUAUUUUAUUAUGGACCAUCUAAAAAAAAUAGUACCUUGAAUUAUAUGAGUUCCAAUGAAGAACUCGCACGCCAUUGUGAUAUAAUUGUAUGUGCUGUAAAACCCGAUAUAGCUGGUUCUGUGUUAAAUAAUAUUAAGCCCUAUUUAUCAUCCAAAUUGUUAAUAUCAAUAUGCGGUGGAUUAAACAUUGGAAAACUAGAACAGAUGGUAGGAAGUGAAAACAAAAUCGUGUGGGUUAUGCCCAAUACACCAUGUUUAGUAGGUGAAGGAUCUUUUAUAUAUUGUUCCAAUAAAAAUGUAAAUUCUACUGAUAAAAAAUAUGUGAAUGAUAUUUUUAAUUCAUGUGGAAUUAUUCAUGAAAUAAAAGAAAAAGAUAUGGAUAUAGCAACAGCUAUUUCUGGUUGUGGACCUGCAUAUGUUUAUUUAUUUAUUGAAAGUUUAAUUGAUGCUGGAGUAAAAAAUGGAUUGUCUAGAGAAUUAUCAAAAAAUCUAGUUUUACAAACAAUUAAAGGUUCAGUUGAAAUGGUCAAAAAAUCAGAUCAACCUGUUCAACAACUGAAAGAUAAUAUUGUUUCACCUGGAGGAAUAACAGCUGUAGGGUUAUAUUCUUUGGAAAAAAAUUCUUUUAAAUAUACAGUAAUGAAUGCCGUUGAAGCUGCUUGUGAAAAAUCUAAAUCUAUGGGUAGUAAAUAA
Molecule: messenger RNA, 789 nt
Organism: Plasmodium adleri (nom. inval.)
Lineage: Eukaryota; Apicomplexa; Aconoidasida; Haemosporida; Plasmodiidae
Product: pyrroline-5-carboxylate reductase
Exons: 6
Coding region: 1-789 (262 amino acids)
Biological process (GO): L-proline biosynthetic process
Molecular function (GO): pyrroline-5-carboxylate reductase activity
Source: RefSeq, a predicted model, not a curated record